Molecule: messenger RNA, 618 nt
Organism: Psilocybe cubensis
Lineage: Eukaryota; Fungi; Basidiomycota; Agaricomycetes; Agaricales; Agrocybaceae
Exons: 4
Coding region: 1-618 (205 amino acids)
Source: RefSeq, a predicted model, not a curated record
AUGCCCAUCGUCAAAAUCAGUACAUGGCAGGUCUCCGAGGCGCACAUCGCAGACUCGACCCUCUGGACGUCACUCGCGCAGGAGAUUGGUCAGGCGCCAGGGUGUCUAGGGGUGUACUCUGGAAUCGCUGAGGAGGAUGGGAAGAGGUUCCACAGUUUCGUAGUAUGGGAAUCCCUCGGGCAUUACGAUUCCUUCAGCAACUCUCCAGGCUUUGGCACGCUCCUUACUGCCUUCGAGCAAGUACGCUCUGGGCCAUCCCAGUCGUACUUUGUUGCAUUUAACCAGGAUUUCAUCCCGGCACUUAGCGCACCAACGACAGAGAUCCUACGAAUGAGCAUUCUGGACGGUAAGUCCACUGAGGAUCUGGAGAGCAUUGUGGGGACGAUCAAGGGAAGGAUCGACUCUGGGAAUGAGAAGUUUGCGCCAGUAGCGUGGGGCCCGAUUGUCAAGAAUCAGGAGGGUGAGGACGGGAAGCAAUUCUACUUGGUCAUUGGUUGGGAGAGUGUCAAGGCGCAUGUUGAUUUUGUGACGGAGGCAUCAUUUGUGCCAUUGAUUGAUAGUUUGAAGGAGACGGCGGCGCUGGAGAUGUUCCACUCGCAUCUGACGAGGAACGUAUGA